Dicrocoelium dendriticum is the source of this 1850-nucleotide messenger RNA. The record is from the annotation of a GenBank genome assembly. Lineage: Eukaryota; Metazoa; Platyhelminthes; Trematoda; Plagiorchiida; Dicrocoeliidae.
GCCUGCCGUUUACCGUCCGACGCACCCCCGGAAGCCAUUUGGUCGCGCCUUCGAACACUAUAUCCCACAAAAACGUCCACCGCCACAUACUUGCGGUCGUUUUACGCGAGGUGUCAGCUUCCUUCAGAGGACGCUCGAACAUACCUCAGGGUCCUCCUAGAGUUGUCCGCCAAGUCCUUCCGCGAUAUGGCUCAACUUCAAGUAGAACAAGAGGUACUGCGCCGUUUCCGUGUCGGCGUGAGCAACCACACACUACUAUCGAAAUUCAGUCGCAAGCGGCCGUGAUCGUUGGAAGAGGCAGUAGACAUCGCAGUCAGCUAUGAAGGUGUUGAACAAUUACAUUCAGACCUACGACGAACUUCCUUGGUCGAAGCCACCCUUGUCGCCCCGUCAGUUCAUGCAACAUACGCCUAUCCUGGAAGGACUCACGCGACCGUCAGAACUGCCCUUACUGUCGAAGUUUCGGUACAAGAGCCCAGCGAUGCGGUCAUAACCCGCCCCUGAAGCCACGAGAAAGCAACGCCCCCUCUGCCUAUUACGACCCGCGUACGCACCGGACACGGAAGCCAUCGGUACCCUCGGUCUGACGGAUAUUACGCCGACCACUGACAUUGUUCCAUGGUGUUUUCACUGGUCCUUCUCCUUAUCUCUGUUCUGCCGUCUUAUGGAUUUUACUUGCCUGGUUUAGCACCGACCAGUUAUUGCACGUCAGAGAUUGCGCGUAGCAACAAUUGCAAAGUAACACCUAUUCGUCCUUAUCAUCGUCUCAGAAUGAAAUUCCACUUUAUGUGAAUAAACUAACUUCCCCCAAGUCCUUCAUUUCAUUCAACUAUGUGAGGUUUGACUUCUGUCCGGCACACAGUAAUGACUAUCCCGCUGAGAACCUGGGUCAGGUUGUUUUUGGAGAGCGUUUGAUGCCAUCAGGUUACCAGUUCAAUUUUCUCAAGAAAGAAACCUGCAAACUGCUAUGUAGUAAAACAUACACGUCCUCAUCGGAUACUCGUUACCACUUUCUCCGGAGUGCAGCAAUUCUACAGUACUCUCACCAUUGGGUUGUGGAUAACCUUCCCGUCACUGUGUGCUUGACGAGUAAUGGAACGAAGCGCUACUGCUCUGUUUCAAUUCCACUGGGCUGCUUUGGCGAAUCGCGGGACUUGUUUGGCACUUUGUGUAGCGUUGUUGCUAAGUCAAAAAAUGAUGUCUACCUGUUCAAUCACGCGAAAUUUACAAUUUAUUACCAUCGGGUCCAAGAUUCGUGGAGUGGCGGAGACAUAAGCCGCAUUGUUGGGAUUGUGGUUGAACCGCGCAGCAUUAACCAUUCGCCUACUUCUCUGGACUGCGACUCCGUAAGGAACCCGUUGCUGCUACCGGCUGCUUUGAACUCCAAUCUAUACAUAGCUUACACAUACAGUGUCGUAUUCGAGCCGAGCAACAUAAAAUGGGCCUCCAGAUGGGAUUACAUCCUCGAAGGGAUGCCCCAAAGCAACAUUCAUUGGAUUUCUAUCCUCAACUCAGUUGUUUUGGUCUUGUUCCUAUCGGGUCUAGUUGCCACCAUUCUUCUGCGCACACUCCGCCGUGACAUCACCCGUUACAGUCAAUUGGAAAAUUCGUCGGAUGUUCAGGAAGAGUCGGGCUGGAAAUUAGUUCACGGAGAUGUCUUUCGUCCACCCACUUGGGGCAUGCUCUUAUCAGUCUAUCUGGGUUCUGGAAGCCAACUGUUUCUCAUGCUUCUGUCCACUCUAUUCUUCGCCUGUUUGGGUUUUCUCAGCCCCGCAAACCGUGGCGCCUUGAUGACGUGCGCAUUGGCUACGUAUGCAUGCUCUGGGGCCUUAGCAGGUCGGUCAUUUUGA